This is a messenger RNA of Protopolystoma xenopodis, 462 nucleotides long. The record is from the annotation of a GenBank genome assembly. Lineage: Eukaryota; Metazoa; Platyhelminthes; Monogenea; Polystomatidea; Polystomatidae.
AUGAGUGUUGUUGGCUCGAUUCCAGAAAGAAGCCCUCCAGGUGCUCGAAUAAUUCGAGUUGAGGCCAUGCUUUCAAAAUUGGACUCCAUUGAGGACGUGCUAGUUGAACCCAGCAACCUUGAAUAUUGGCUUGGUCGUGUCACCAUAAUCUCCAGUGGCUUUGUUCACUCAACCCGGCUGACCGACAGAAAUUACACCUCCUCUAGGCGCUCGCUGCCCCGAGGCAUGUUCGAGGUAGAUCGCACCUCAGGCUGGCUAACAAUAGGACCUGCAGGCAGUCUGGACCGCAUGCAUUUGCUCCCAACUGACCAACUUCUUGUCGAAGUACUUGCCAUUCUGCAGCCCACUUUAUCCAGCGGGGGUUAUAUUAAAAUGUGCACAAUUAAUGUAAGUUAUAAAUGCAAACCAAGGUAUUGUUUAGACUUCAAAGAUUUUGAUUUACAUUGGCUUAAACUCAUAUAA